This is a messenger RNA of Ornithorhynchus anatinus (platypus), 1546 nucleotides long. RefSeq names its product acetyl-CoA acetyltransferase 1 (gene ACAT1). The transcript is spliced from 12 exons. Gene Ontology annotation, molecular function: acetyl-CoA C-acetyltransferase activity. NCBI's taxonomy places the organism in Eukaryota, Metazoa, Chordata, Mammalia, Monotremata, Ornithorhynchidae. Bases 57 to 1319 code for a protein of 420 amino acids. The record is from RefSeq and is a predicted model, not a curated record. Gene Ontology annotation, biological process: fatty acid beta-oxidation.
GCGUGCUUCGUCGUCGUGGUCGUGGUGGUGUCUCCUGGCAGGAGGCCGCGGCCGCCAUGGCGGCCCUGAGGGCCCCGGGCCUCUCCCUCCCUGGCCGCCUGCUGCGGGACUUGAAGUAUGCACGACGGCAUUAUGCUUCUCAAAGCACCUUGAAUGAAGUGGUCAUAGUAAGCGCUGCAAGGACGCCGAUCGGCUCUUUUCUGGGAUGCCUUUCCUCACUUCCAGCUACUAAACUUGGCUCCAUUGCAAUUCAAGGAGCAGUUGAAAAGGCAGGGAUCCCGAAAGAAGAAGUGAAAGAAGCUUAUAUGGGAAAUGUCAUCCAAGGAGGACAAGGACAAGCCCCAACAAGGCAAGCAGUGCUGGGUGCAGGUCUACCAAUUGGCACCCCUUGCACUACUGUCAACAAAGUGUGUGCUUCAGGAAUGAAAUCUAUUAUGAUGGCCUCUCAGAAUCUUAUGUGUGGACACCAGGACGUGAUGGUUGCAGGUGGCAUGGAGAGCAUGUCUAAUGUUCCAUAUGUCAUGAGCAGAGGAUCCACCCCUUAUGGAGGAGUAAAGCUUGAAGAUCUGAUCGUAAAAGAUGGAUUAACGGAUGUCUACAACAAAAUUCACAUGGGUAACUGUGCGGAAAACACAGCUAAGAAGCUUAAUAUUUCCCGAGAAGAACAGGAUGCCUAUGCCAUAAGCUCUUACACAAAGAGCAAAGCAGCGUGGGAAGCAGGAACCUUUAAAGAUGAAAUUGUUCCCGUUACUAUAACCCAAAAAGGAAAACCAGAUGUGGUUGUGAAAGAGGAUGAAGAAUAUAAACGUGUUGAUUUCACCAAGGUUCCAACACUGAAAACUGUUUUCCAAAAAGAAAACGGAACGGUGACGGCGGCCAACGCGAGCACGCUGAAUGACGGAGCAGCUGCCGUGGUUCUCAUGACCGCAGAAGCGGCCAAGAGGCUUAACGUCAAGCCCCUGGCGAGAAUAGCAGCAUUUGCAGAUGCUGCCGUGGCACCGAUCGACUUUCCAGUUGCACCAGCUUAUGCCGUCCCGAAGAUCCUGAAAGACGCGGGUCUGAAAAAGGAAGACGUUACCAUGUGGGAAGUAAACGAAGCCUUCAGUUUAGUGGCCCUAGCAAACAUUAAGAUGCUGGAAAUCGAUCCCCGGAAAGUGAACAUCAACGGAGGAGCUGUGUCGUUGGGACACCCGAUUGGAAUGUCGGGAGCGAGACUGGUGGUUCACAUGGCCCACGCGCUGAAGCAAGGACAGUAUGGUCUGGCGGGAAUUUGCAACGGCGGAGGAGGUGCUUCGGCGAUACUGAUUCAGAAGCUGUAGGUCCCGGCCCGAUUCGAACCUUCAGCUCGGACCGGCGGGACGGUCCGACGUGUUCUGGGUCGGCUGAGGACAAACACUAGGUUAUUUUAAUCCUUUAAAUCGGUCGAGCGACCUUCGUCUGGCACUCUUUAUACGCAAUUUUUUUUUUUUUUUUUUUAAUAGAAACCGGAUCGCCGAGGCUUUCCGCCGAGUUGGUAGGGUGUGAAUAAACCCGUAGUUUGACUUGA